Nematolebias whitei (Rio pearlfish) is the source of this 1312-nucleotide messenger RNA. RefSeq names its product armadillo repeat-containing protein 1. NCBI's taxonomy places the organism in Eukaryota, Metazoa, Chordata, Actinopteri, Cyprinodontiformes, Rivulidae. Gene Ontology annotation, molecular function: protein binding; metal ion binding. The record is from RefSeq and is a predicted model, not a curated record.
CCAUGAGUGCCGAACCGGACCCGCUGGCCGUGGUGAACCAGCUGCGGGACCUGGCUGCGGACCCGAUGAACCGCCGGGCCAUCGUCCAGGACCAGGGCUGCCUGCCGGGUCUGAUCCUGUUCCUGGACCACCCCAGUCCUCAGGUGGUCUACUCAGCCCUGCUGGCGAUCCGGUACCUGGCAGAAUGCCGGGCCAACAGGGAGAACCUGAAGGCGGAGCUGGGGAUGGUUCUGAGUCUGCAGAACGUCAUUCACAAAUCCACCACCCCCGGAGAGACCAAGCUGCUGGCCUCUGAGGUCUACGAGAUCCUGCAAGCGUCCAGCACCGAGGUACCAGAACAGGACCGGGGCGGGCUGCCCGUCAGCGGCCGUAAGAAGGCCCAGUUCUUCCUGGGCUCCAGCAACAAGCGGGCCAGGACCGUCAUCUUGCACAUCAACGGGCUGGAUGAUCCGAGCCGCAGGAGUCUGUGUGAGACGGCGCUGCUGAAGGUCCGAGGAGUCGUCAGCUUCACCUUCCAGAUGGUCCUGAAGAGAUGUGUGGUCCGGGUUCGAUCGGACCUGAAGGCCGAGGUUUUGGGGUCUGCCAUCGCGUCCACCCAGGUGCUGAAGGCCCGACAGGUGCUGCGGACCGACACCGGAGACGAGGUUCUGGUCCCGUUUGCAGAGGACGGUUCCGUGGAGGUGGAGCAGAACUCGGACCUGCCGGAGUACCUGCCAGAGGACGAGAGUCCGUGUCAGGAGCCCGACAAGGCCGUGAGCCGGGUCGGAUCGGGCCAGAACGGCACCGGCUGGCUAGGAGCUGCAACAAACUUCCUGUCCCGCUCUUUCUACUGGUGACCCGACAGAACCAGCUGGACUGGAACAGAACCCUGACCCAAGGAGCAGACCCUCCUCAGAACUCUGCUGAGGCUGGACAUGAACAGAACCAGAACCUGGACUCAGACUCUUUUUACCUUAUUUAUUUAAUUGUUUGAUGAGAUUUUAUGGUUGAACAAAGGUUCUGGUCCACAAAUCUAACCCACCUACUCACAGACAGCAGCCGUGUCAGAACCGCUUCACAGAAAACUGCAGACAAACCCAGAAAACCUCCGGACCUCAGCCAAGAUCCAAACCACGAGUUCUGAUCCUGGGACCUGAUCCCGGGUCUGAGACUUCAGUUUCCUCUUGGAGCUCAUGGGGUUCUGAACCAUCGACCUGUUUACAAGAUAUACAUAUCUACAUAUACAAAUAUAUAUAUAUAUAUAUAUAUAUAUAUACAUACAUAUACAGGGAGGAAGAUCAGUAUUUGAACACGCUGCGACUUUGCAAGUUCU